Messenger RNA from Styela clava, 6193 nucleotides. Its product is annotated as 1-phosphatidylinositol 4,5-bisphosphate phosphodiesterase beta-1-like. Gene Ontology annotation, cellular component: cytoplasm. Gene Ontology annotation, biological process: G protein-coupled receptor signaling pathway; phosphatidylinositol metabolic process; release of sequestered calcium ion into cytosol. The record is from RefSeq and is a predicted model, not a curated record. Gene Ontology annotation, molecular function: phosphatidylinositol-4,5-bisphosphate phospholipase C activity; calcium ion binding. NCBI's taxonomy places the organism in Eukaryota, Metazoa, Chordata, Ascidiacea, Stolidobranchia, Styelidae.
UUUUCAGUCGACUUUUCAGGCCUAAAAUGUUAAUAUUUUGACAAUCAUACACCGACUCGUUAGAGGAUUAUCUACUCGUUGAAUAACUUCAAUCAUGGCCGGAGCGGAUGGCUUAAGAAACCUCGAAUUAGAACCUUUAGAAGUCCCGGACAGAUUUGUAAAGAAAGGCAGCAAAUUCAUAAAAUGGCCGAAGUCAGAUGGAGAUGACUCGAUUGUUGCGACACCAGUGACACUGCGACUCGACCCUAAAGGGUAUAUCUUAUACUGGCAGGAACCAAAUCGGGACACAGAAUGUUUGGAAGUUUCUAGUAUAAGAGAUACGAGGGUAGAAAGAUACGCAAAGAUUCCAAAGUCCGAAAAAUGGGAGAAAGCUUUACAAAUUGCGGAUCCACAAAUAAGAGAAAUUGCUGGGAAUCCUUCAAUCCCUCUAGAAUCAAAAUGUCUCACAAUUGUUUACGGAAUGAAGUUUCCAGAACCCUGUUUUUUAAAUUUUAUCGCCGUAGAAGAAAAUGCAAAUGAAGUUGUGAGGGCUUGGGCAGACUUUCUUCUAAAUCUGGCACAUCAUCCUCUCACUUGGCACAUAUCUGUAGAGAAGAGUAUUGAGAAAAUGCAUGCAAAGUUAAAAUAUGAGACCAAUCAAUUUGGACAAAUUCCUGUGAGAAAAUGCAUAAGGAUGUUUGGUGGAAAUCCAAAAAGAGCUGAAAGUGCUUUACACAAUGUUGGCUUGACUACAAAAGGCAGGAAAGAUGAAACAAUUGAUCCCGAUGAAUUUCCACUUAUUGCAUUCAAGAAAGUUUUGCAAUUGACUUGUCAGAGACCUGAAUUGGAUAAAGUUUUUACACAAUUGGGAGCAAAAAGAAUGGCAUUGUCACUGGAGCAGAUGAAGCGUUUCGUCAACACAGACCAACGUGACCCACGUUUGAAUGAAAUACUCUACCCGUUCAUGACAGAUGAGCAAGUUGAAGCCUUAAUCAUCAAAUAUGAACCGAAUCAUCAUCUCUCAAAGAGAUCUCAGUUAUCUUUGGAAGGACUUGAUGCUUAUCUCCAGUCAGAUGAAAAUCUUUGCGUAUCAUCCUCAAAAUACGGACUAUACCAAGAUAUGAAUCAACCUAUCUCACACUAUUUUAUCAACUCAUCUCAUAAUACAUACCUGACUGGUAACCAGUACAAGAGUCGUUCGACAGCAGAAAUUUAUCGUCAAUGUCUGAUGGCUGGCUGUAGAUGCGUCGAAUUGGAUUGUUGGGAAAAGAACACUGGAACCAAUGAUGAACCUGUCAUUACUCAUGGGUUCACUUUAUGUUCUGAUGUUUCAUUCAAAGAAGUCAUCGAAGCAAUAAAUGAGUCUGCCUUCAAAACAAGUCAAUAUCCUGUAAUUCUUUCAUUUGAAAACCAUGUUGAUAACCCACAGCAACAAGAAAAGAUGGCACAAUAUUGCAGAGAUAUUUUCGGUGAGAAACUCUUGAUAGACCCACUGGAAUCACACCCGUUGACUCCUGGAACUUCUCUACCAUCCCCAAAGGAUUUGCUAGGAAAAAUCAUUAUCAAGAAUAAGAAGCAAAGAACCUCACAUGAACCUCCAAAGAGGACACAAGAAGAAAAAGGUCGUUACAACAUAUACAAACGUGGAUCUAUUCCCUCAGAGUCUGGUGCAUUCUCUCCCUCUAGUGCCUCUAGUGGAUCACCUGUUACCUCUCCCGGAUUUUUCCCUUCAAAGCCUAUACCACGUAAUACAUCAUCAGGCAGUGUUGGCAAAAGCGCCGGGUCAGCUGGCAGGAAGCGUUCGGAGCCUGUUGUUGGGACUCCACACACCACGCCACCACUGACAAUGUCCCCUUCAUUGCCCAUUGGAAUAACCCCCCAAAAUGGUACUUGUUCCCCCAAUGGAACAAUCGGUACCCAAAACGGGGGAAAUCGUAUUAAGAAAAAGGGAAAACUGAUACCUACAGAAAGUGUGGAGGAAGAAACGCCACAAGAACUGAAAACGGAAUGUGAAACUCCUCCAUCGACGCCAGGACAUCGUACACCAAGGAAAAGUUCAGCACCGACUCCCACUUCUUCAUCUGCUCCAUCUCUCACUGAUAAACUGCCCAAAGAAUCAACUCUGAGUGAGGAAGGGGAUGAAAAAAAAGAUACAAAAAGUGAAACUGGAAGCGAGACUAAAGAGGAUUCAACUUCUGAAGAAAAUGCUGAACAAAAAGAAAAAGGAGACGAAGAGGUUGAUGAAGAUGAGGAGGAUGAGGAUGAAGGUCAGAUCAGUUACAAAGAGUUCGAUGAAAAUGCAAAAGAAACUGGAACAGCAGCAAGAGAAUCUGUUGCUUAUGAAGCCAUGUCUGCCCUGGUUAAUUACGUCGAACCUAUUAGAUUCAAGUCUUUCGAUAUUUCCGACAAGCGAAACCGCAGCUAUGAGAUUUCGUCAUUUACCGAAAAUGCUGCUUUGAGACUAAUUACCUAUUUUCCAAUCGAAAUCGUCAAUUAUAACAUGCGACAAUUGAGUAGAAUCUAUCCAAAGGGUGCCAGGGUCGAUUCUUCAAAUUACAACCCUCAGUUGUUCUGGAAUGCUGGAUGUCAACUUGUUGCUUUGAAUUAUCAAACUUUAGAUCCCAACAUGCAGUUUAACCUUGGUCUGUUCGAAUUCAAUAACAAUUGUGGAUAUUUGUUGAAACCAGAACACAUGAGACGAAAAGACAGACCAUUUGAUCCCUUCACACAUAAUAUAAUAGACGGUGUUGUUGCAGGGACUCUUACUAUAAAGAUCAUUUCUGGUCAGUUUGUUUCGUCAUCAAAAGUGAGCACAUUUGUUGAGGUUGAUAUGUUAGGCCUGGUGGCCGAUACAGUGAAGAAACGUUAUAAAACAUCAACAGUGAAUAAUAAUGGAACAAAUCCACAUUAUGAUUCUGAUCCAUUUGUUUUCAAAAAGAUUGUUCUUCCAGCACUCGCAACACUUCGUAUUGGGGUCAUGGACACAAAUGGCAAUUGUAUCGGGCAAAGAUUUCUUCCUGUAGAAUGUCUGAGGCCUGGAUAUCGAUACAUUACAUUGAGAAAUGAAGGAAACCAGCCAUUGACGAUGCCUUCUUUGUUUGUACAUAUCGAGGUCAAAGAAUACAUUCCAGAGAAUCUUAUAAAAUUUGCGAGCAUUCUUGCAAAUCCAAUCGAACAUGUAAAGAAACAAGAGAAAGAAGAACAGGAAAUCAGAGGAAGGCAGAACGCCUUGAAAAGAUUGCUGGAUGUUGAUGAGAUCACACAGCUUGAUCUUCCCAAUGAUGUUGGGAACGGUAACGUUGAAAAUUCAAAGCCUUUGAUUAUUCAAGGAAUGCCAGAUGAAUUGUUGCCAUCUAAACCAUCAGACAGUGUGAGAGUGUAUGUUGGUGUGACACCUAACGAUUCUUUACCUAACAAUGAAAAAGCUCAAACUCUACCAAGACAGGCAAAAGACAAACCAAACAAAGGCUUUGAUCAAUUACAAUCGUUUAAGCCUGAUGGUCUUCAAGAAAUGAAAAAACUGAAAAAUUUUGUCGACUUACAGAAAAAAUUUGAUAAGAAAAUUACAAAAGUUUUAAAGAAAUUGAGAGACGAAUAUGACGUUGUUCAUGGAAUAUAUUUCAACAAGAGUCGACGACCUUCUAUAUUCAAAAGCAUCUCAAGCAUGACAAGAAACAUGAAUCUCCCAUUUGAAAUAAAUACAGUAUUACCCCCAGAAGCAAAAAAAGAGCAUUUGUUGAUGUUGAUCCGAGAACAUUUGAAACAAGAGAAAACAGCGAGACAAAAAUUUAAUGACAUGUUCAUCAAGGAAUUUGAUGUGUUGGUGAAAGAUCGACAAGUUGUUGAACUCAAAAAGCUUGAUGAACUUUCCAAGAGUGAAAAAUCUGAAGUCACAGACCGAAAGAAUUCUGAAAAAGAUGAAAAAUUGCGCAAACUUCCGAGUGAUCUGCCCAAACAAGAAUUAUCUCGAAGAAAAAAAGAUAUCGAUGACACACUCGUUCGGGAAUGUGUUCUUGAAAUUACCUUGCUUCAAUCUGGACAAGAAAAAAGAUUGGAAAAAGUAAAGACAGAACAACAAGAGAUAUUAAUGCAAGUUGAUGAGGAAGAAAGAAAUCGUAAUGAACAUAUCAUUCGAAACUACAACCAACAGCUAAAAUCUGUAAAUGAAAUCUACGACAUCAGGCAGGUUGAAUUUUACAGGGGACGCGGCAACAAUAGUCUCACUAUAAACUCUGUCACUUACGGGGAGGCAACUAAUGAUGGUUCAGACAAAGAACCGAGACGAAGAUCUGACAGCAGAAAGAACCAACUUCCCGUUCCCGGCUUUAACAAUGAAAGAAGAUCUUCGUGUCCAAGCCUGCACUGACUUUGCUAACAGCAUGUUCUAUCUUACUCAUAAACUUUAUUUCAACUUUUUAAGUUCACUCUUAAGCGAUAAUGCUCACAAAUCGCUUAUAUAGGUGACAAAAAGAUUCAAUAUGGGAAGCGAUUAAAUGGUCGGUUAUAUUAAUAACCUAAACCAUUUGCGCGACGAAAUGUUAUAAAGCAGCGGUGUGCAGCAUGCAGCCCGAGGGCUACAACCCAGUCCGCCAAGGCAUUUAUUGUGGCCUUAGUCAACAUCCAACAAUCUUGCCCAUCAAGCAUAAAAUCAUCAUAAUCCAACAGUUUAUGUUUAAAAGUUCGCUCACAUGAGUAAAAUACAUAGUUUUUUUGCUCGCUGCUAUUAUUACUGUAAUUUGCUGUGUACUUUGAAAAUCUAUUUUUUUGUGUGGCCCAGCUAGAUGUCUGAAGUUGGUUAUACGACCAACCUACAAAAAUAAAAAUGUUGCACUCCCCCCCCCCCCCCCCUCAAAUGAUGCGAAUAUAAAGUCGUUACCUUGAAUUAAUUGGUGAUUAUUGCAAACACGCCUCAAACCAUAUUACGUCAUCCCAAAAAUGAUUUCAACACCCCGUGCAAAGUGUUUUCAGUAGUAAAUUCAGCAUAGUAUGAUUUUCACUGAAUAAAUGCGAACUACUUUAAAAAACCGACUGCGCGCAAAUUAUUGGACCAAUGCCUUAAUAUUAAGCCUUUCCCUCGCUUUUGAGUAAUAAUGGAGUUUCAUCAUUUUCUUGCAUAUUUAUUUCUUUUUACAAUAAUGGUGUUUUGUUUUAGAUUGGUGUAAAAUUACUUGAUCUGUAUGGGCAAAAACGCCAUUCUUGAUUUUGGUCUAUUCUAAAUGAAUCCAUGAUUUAAUAUUGUGAGAAUUACGUUAUGUUGACAAAUAGUUGUUUCUCAAACUCCCAGGAAAACUAAACUGCAUUGUACCAAGCCCCGUGCCCACCGUAUGUUAAUAAAAUUAGUACAUACAUUGUUUUUUGCAAAUCUCCGCUUAUUUUUAACAUCUGUUGGGAAUAAACACGUUAUAAUUCGGCUAAGAUCGUAACCCGAGUAAGUUUUGAUAAAAAGAAAAUUCAGAUUUAGUAAAUUGAAUGUUUAAGUAGACGAUAUUUUGUUGAUCGGGCAUCGAGAGUCGGCUGGAUGGAAAAUAAUACAGAUCCCGCGUUGACAUAAACUAGAAAAUACGAGUCCCGAGGAAUUAAUAAUUCAAGUAAAAAUAGUGAAUUCUAAUGUUUUUAUAUUUGAAUAUUAACGAUGAUAAGACAAGUUUGAUGAAAAUUCCACAAAAUUUUUUGAUAAAAAUUUUCGAACCCCACUUAUGCAGUUUAGGUUUUUAUUGUAACGUGGUGAUCUGCGAAAAAGAAGGCAUUCAAGUUUUUGUUUACCUCGGCAAUUUGCGGGAAAAGAUUCUGAAAAUAAUCAGUAUCACACGAAAACUCAGAUUAUUUGUAUUAUUAUAAAACCUCGCUUCCUGACAUAAAUGUGACCACCAUAAUCCAGCUGGAGGUCUCAUUGCUUCCUAAGUCCGCUUACUUCUCUUCUUUUCAAUCAACUUAGCGAAUUUUUCUUUAUGGUUAACUUUUGAUACUUUCCAUUUGUUAUUAACUUAAUCCUGAAAUAGGCAAACUAAAAAAAUAGCUCAAAGAAUUUGUUAGGGUUGGGAUUAAAUUUAGUUUUGACACGAAGCUUAUUGUUUUUCACUUUUGCAACACUGUAAAUAUGGUUCAUGAAAUGUAACUUUACAUCAUACUUACAUGGCCCGCCAGUCCAGAUGGGCAAAUUAUUUGGCCCCAGGUCCAAAAACCUUGCACAUUUCUGAAAUCACUUACUUCAUAU